Molecule: messenger RNA, 2006 nt
Organism: Canis lupus familiaris (dog)
Lineage: Eukaryota; Metazoa; Chordata; Mammalia; Carnivora; Canidae
Gene: NTHL1
Product: nth like DNA glycosylase 1
Exons: 5
Coding region: 10-1140 (376 amino acids)
Biological process (GO): base-excision repair, AP site formation; nucleotide-excision repair; base-excision repair
Cellular component (GO): nucleus
Molecular function (GO): DNA-(apurinic or apyrimidinic site) endonuclease activity; 4 iron, 4 sulfur cluster binding; oxidized pyrimidine nucleobase lesion DNA N-glycosylase activity
Source: RefSeq, a predicted model, not a curated record
GCCGCCGGGAUGUGUAGUCCGCGGGACUCUGGCUUGAGCAUGGCCGCCGUGAGGAUGAUGACCCGGAGCCGGAGCUGGGGGCCGGGGGCCGCACCGCGGCGGGGUGGGGAGGAGGCGGCUCCGCUCCAGAGGCGGGAGGCGGCUGCAGGAAAGAAAAACCCUAGCCUUGCAAAGCGUCAGCGGAAGACACAGAAACUGAAGGUGGCCUACGAAGCCCCAGGUCACGAGAAAGGAGAGAGCCACAAAGCCCUGGAGGCACUAGGCUGGGAGCCCCAGGACUGGCGGCAGCAGCUGGAGAAUAUCCGCACCAUGAGGAGUGGGAAGGACGCCCCCGUGGACUGGCUGGGGGUUGAGCACUGCCAUGACCCCAGCGCUCCCCCAAAGGUGCAGAGGUACCAGGUGCUACUGUCACUGAUGCUCUCCAGCCAAACCAAAGACCAGGUGACAGCAGGCGCCAUGCAGCGACUGCGCGCUCACGGCCUGACAGUGGACAGCAUCCUACAGACAGAUGACGCCACGCUGGGCUCGCUCAUCUACCCCGUAGGCUUCUGGAGGAGCAAGGUAAAGUACAUCAAGCAGACCAGUGCCAUCCUGCAGCAGCGCUACGGCGGGGACAUCCCAGCAUCUGUGGCAGAGCUGGUGGCACUGCCCGGCGUGGGGCCCAAGAUGGCACACCUGGCCAUGGCGGUGGCCUGGGGCACUGUGUCAGGCAUCGUGGUGGUGUCUCUGAAGACGGACCCUGGAUCAGGGGGCUGCUUCGUCAGACCUUUGCUCAGAUUUGAGCUUCCGCGGCCACACGGCGGCGGCAGGCCUGGCCAGCGCAGAGACCAGGGCCUGAGCCACAGCCUCUGCGCCCACCUGGUGCUCCUGCUGCCGGAGCUGCAAGAGGGCAGAGACUCCCCAGCACUUCCCCUGGUCCUAAAGCCUCUGCUCCCUGGGGUGGGGACCCUUCGCGUGGGCAGGGGGCAGCCAGGGGCUGAGGGGCCCCGCCGUGAAGCCGGGCUGGAACCCAGCGGCCCGGAGACCGCGGUGGGCCUGGAGACCGCGGUGGGCCUGGCGGUGGGCCGGGACAGAGCUUGCCCUCCCCUCCCCCACCCGCAGCCGCCAGCCUCUUGCCAGCCCCAAGGCGUGGAUACUUGAGCUUAUCUGGUGGCUGUCCUCGGCUGCCCGAGGCCUGAGUCCCAGGAGGGGUCUGGAAGGUCUGUGGGGGAAGGGCCCACAGCCCCGGGAACAGGACUUUGGCGACAGCAGACACACAGGAGGGGAGUCCGAUUGUCCCCCUUUCUGGAUGUCUGCGGGCGCUCAGUUAGCAGCCCAGGGCUGUGGCCACAGCAGCCAGUGUCAGCACUGCCAUCCCGUCCCAGCCGAGUGACUGAGAGGCAAGGUGCUUGCUCUCUGAGCUUCGGCCUCCAGGCUGGGAACGUAUGCAGGGCGGGCAGAGCCUUCCUGGAGCUGCCCGCGGGAGCCUCCCGGUGUGGGGAGGCCCUGGGCCGGGCCUCUGGGUGGCAGGACGGAGCUGAGGCUUGGUAACCACUGUGGGUGCCCCCACCCUGUGUCCCCAGGGCACCCCCGGUCAGUGUCUGGGGAGGGAGCAGGUUCAGGACUCCAUCUCUCUUCUGGAGGAGGCCCCCGUGAGCAGGUGCCAGGCCGAGCCCUGGGGUGGCCGGCCCAGGGGAGCUGGGACCCUGCCCCCACUAGGUGACAGCUGCAGCUGGCCGGCCCAUCCUCCCUGUGCUGUCCCUGACCAUGCGGCAGUCGGUGCAGUGUCCUCAAGGUGGCCCGCUGGACCCAGCCCUGAGACCCGGCCUGGCACAGCUGGCACCUGGGCCGGGAGCUGCCGCUGCUGCCUGCCCCCCAGCUGCAGGACCUGAGGCCUCUGGCUCAGCUGCUGCCCCGCUCUCUGCAGUUCGGGGCCCUCUGGAAACCGGGGGGUGGGAGGAGGGGACCCUGGGCCUGGGCUCGGGGCUGUGGGCAGGGAGCCACCUGGUAAGCACGCUCUGUGAUGA